UCCAAAGUCAACUCUAUCGCAUUUAUCUCACAAUGUCCACAUUUGACAAUCUCAGGUCAAAGUUUGAGAAGCUGGGCGUCACGGGCGGUUCUCGCAGUAUCGACCGCGACAAGCAACAGCCACCGCCGGUCCCUUCGUCCAACACGAAGCCGCCACAGUAUAGCAAUCAGGGAUAUCCAGCGCAACCACCCCCGAACCAGGGUUACCCACCAAACCAGGGUUAUCCUCAGCCAGUGUACCCGCCUCCACCGGGCGAUUUUGGUCCAGGAGGAUUCUUUAUGCCGCCGGCACCGCAGCAGCAGCCUGGAUACGGCCAGGGCUACUAUGGCGGAUACCCUGGUCCUCAGGGGAUGUCUGCGUAUCCAGGUGGCCAGUAUCCACCGCCACCACCUCAGAAUCAGCAAUGGCAGGGCCAGCCGCCCCCGUAUUGGCAGGGUCAGAGCGUGCCGUACCCACCGCCGGGUGGCAAUGGCGGAUACCCGCCACCACAGCAGGGGCCUCCCUCCCAGAACAGCACUCCCUCUCAGCAAGGCCCUCCUUCUCAGCAGGGCGCUCCACCGUUGUCGGCACCCGGCGAUGGACCUCCGCCUAAACCUCGGCGGACGAGCAACGGCCCACCACCAACCCAAGAUACCCAGCAUCAGUCACGUGGCGGCGAUGCAAGGCAUCAUGCGCCUGCAGGCAGUAGCCUUGGGCAGAGCCUCGGCUCGUUUUCCAGCGACCAAGUGCCGCCCGGAAUUCCACUGCCGCUGGACCAGCAUGACAUCCAGCCGGAGACGGCUGACGGCGAGAAGAAACACCAUCGCAAGCGGCGCGACGACAGGCGGCCUGAUCAGCAGAUGGAGUUCCUGAAUGUCAAGCAUGAGGAGCUUGUGCACCAGCGGUUCCUGAUUGUGUACGGGCAGGUACCGGGGCUGCGCACCAGCAGCGAAGACAAGAUCGUGGUUCACCACCCGUACUUCCCACCCCUUACGUUCCCAGCCAUUGACGGGUUCUUCAAGGUGCUGGUGGAGCUGGAGAACGGCGACAACAACUUGCGUUUCGACUACCGACAGGGCGGCGAGAUAGCCAGCCAGGGCACGCUGUGCAUCAAGAUGAUGCCAUAUCUGGACAAGCCACCGCUCAACCUGGCGGUGAUUGUCGGCAGAGACUCGCAGGGCGUGUUUGACGCGCCACCCGACGCGCGUGGCCCGGGCAUCAGCGACUUGGACGCGGCAGUACGCAAGUUUCGGUGCUGCGCAUACCUGUGGCAGGCGUACAUAGCCGAGCAGCUCUACCGCAACGGAUUCGGGCGACGCACGUUCCGGCUCGACGAGUCGUAUGAGCCGGAUACGAUGGCCAAGGACAAUGUGCCGCGGAUGACGGCGCGCGUGCAUGUGGUGCGGUCCAAGCGCACGGUGGCCGAGAUCCAGGACAAGGAGCGUGCGCAGCAGUGGAACCCGCCGCCCGGCUACAAGCGCAAGACCGACGAAUCGCAGUUCAGCAUUGCCAACGAGGCGUUGGAUGACUACGGGGCAUUCAAGGACAAGCACUAUGUUGUGUGCUUGUCGGUGGACUCGCGCUGGGACCCCGAGCUCGGCGUGAUCCUCGGCCAUGCCGCACUGGGCGGUGGUGUGGGCAACCGCCGGCUGGGCGUGUUCGGCUCACAUACCACACACGCGUGGCCUGGCAACGCCGAGGAGGUUGCGGCCAAGUUCCUGGACACAACCAAGACCGACACGCGCUACCUGGCCAACGACUGCAACGAGUGCGGUGAGUACUGGCGUGCGGCCAACAUCGGCAUGGGUGCGUUUCUGCAUGAGGCCGGCCAUCUGCUGACGCUGGCCCACACUCCCUCAGGCAUCAUGUCGCGCGGCUUCAACUUUUACAACCGCACGUUCAUGGCGCGCGCGCCUGACAUGGCCGGCCCGGUGCGCCAGCGCGAUGAGAGCGGCUCGCACUGGCACCGUACCGACGUCAUCCGCCUGCGACACCACCCGUGCCUGCGCCUGCCCACAGACCCGCCGCUGGAGAAAGGUGAGACGGAGGAGAGCGGCUUCGAGGCCCUGCCUACCGAGGAUGGCCUGCUAUUGCAGUGCGCUGCGGGUAUCACCAUGAUCGAAGUGUGGGUCAAUGACCACUACCGCUGCCACCGCGAGUACACCGUCGAGAACCUCGAGCGCCGCCGCAACGGCGCCGUGCCAGCGGCACCAGACGAGAUGGUCUGCGCCCACCCGCGCUCGAUCCUCGUCAACCUGGGCGCCUGGAAGGGCUGGGCUGGCGGCUGGUCCAGCACUGAUAAGCUGCAGCUUGUGCUGACUUCGCGCAGCACCGACACCGACACGCUCGAAGACAUUGGCGCCCUGAUGAACGACAGAUCGCGCCGCGACCGCGACGGCAUCCUUGUAUUCCAAUCUAACCAGCUAGGCAAGGGCCAGAUGAAGGACUCGCAGAGAUUCGACGCCCUGUUUGCCGGCAAGGAUAUGCCGCGCUCGUCCCUGCCCAAGCUGCGCUGCAUUGAGCUGCGCGCCGGCCAGUUCGUCGACGGAUUCAUCCUACACAUGGACGAUGGCUCGAGCUUCCCCGUAGGCAAGUGCCAAGGCGGCCACCGCUCCGAGGUGCUCAUUGCGCCUGACGACGACCUGGACCAUGUUGUGGUGCGCUCGGGCUGGUGGAUUGACGGACUGGAGUUCGUCACCCGCAAGGGCCACCGCAGCGGCUGGAAGGGCGGAAGCGGCGGAAGCGAGCAUAUCCUAAAGCCCCCGCAGGGGUAUGGCUGGAUGGGCAUUUCCGGCAGCGGCGCAGGCUGGCUUGACUCCAUUUCGAUGCACUAUGCAAAGCUACACCAGUAGCACUUCUUUCUGCAUGUAGGUUGCACCAUUCAGCAAUAGUAGCACCGUACAUAUUAUAGUGUGGGUGGUGGAGUGGAGAACAUGCGCUUGAGGGGGUAAAUGUGGCAGUAGAUACACGUCUGUCGCCCGGUGGAGCAUGGCUGCUGGUGCUCAAUUCCCAGCCGUAUACAGG
Messenger RNA from Linderina pennispora, 3003 nucleotides. RefSeq lists its product as uncharacterized. Gene Ontology annotation, cellular component: cytoplasm. The transcript has a single exon. Bases 33 to 2831 code for a protein of 932 amino acids. The record is from RefSeq and is a predicted model, not a curated record. Lineage: Eukaryota; Fungi; Kickxellomycota; Kickxellomycetes; Kickxellales; Kickxellaceae.